GUGCUGUCAUUCGUCGUCGUCACGCAAUCAAUUGAAUAUGCAACGUUUUGAAAAUGGCAGGACUUGACGCCUUGAAAUCAUAUGGAAGCGAUAUCGAUAGCAGCUCAGAAAGUGAUGAUGGUGUUCCCGAUGAAUCCCUUCAAACAAGCAGACAGGAGCCGGGAUUUAAAAACCAGGUGCAAAAACGAUCCCCUACAGCUGAGAUCAGCACCCUGCCACUGCCUGGUGAAAUUCUUUCCAUGUUCAGUAGUCCAUCCUCUGAAAUGAGCAACCCUAUAGAGCAUCAGGGAAGGAUCCGAAGCUUUGCUCAUACUCCAGGAAACUGGGCCACGUUUGUAUACAUACCAGCUGAAACUCCCAGCCUAUCCAGCCUCACAGAGACACUGAUGUCCUGCUUGCCUCAGGAUCUGACCUUUCACCCCAGCGAUGACCUCCAUCUCAGCCUAUCCCGGACAGUGUGUCUACAGUUCCACUGGAUUGACCCAUUCAUACAGUCAUUUCGCGAGAGGGUUGGCCGUCUAAGGUCAUUCAGAUGUCAUGUUGAACAGGUGGAUGUGUACACCAAUGAUGAAGAGACAAGGACGUUUCUGGGUUUGAAGAUUGGAGCUGGCCAUGAAGUAUUAUGUGACCUGGUGAAACUGGCCGAUGACUGUCUUCAAGAAUUCUCAUUACCAGUAUUCUAUGAGGAUCCAUCAUUCCAUGUUAGUUUCUGCUGGUGUGUUGGAGAUGUGUCGUCUAAGAUUGGCCCCAAAGUGUUGCAAGAGCUACAGAAUAAGUUAAACAACCAUCUUGGUGAACUUUCAGUCGAUGUGCGUGAAAUCCGCUGCAAGAGCGGCUGCAAGAAGUUUGUCUUUCCUCUAAGAUGAAAUCCCUUUGUGACUUUCACCAGAUGGCACUGUCGAAGAGAAACGAUACCAGCACUGCUAAAUCAACUGCAAUCGCAUGUACAUUCUACUCCACAUGACUUGACAAGAACAGCUGUGAGAGAUUUCUUUUGGGAUGUCAUCACUCAACCCAUUCAGGGUGACCUCACAUGAAUGCCAAUUAUAGUGAUAGAAGUCCUUGUGGCUUCUACCCAGAAGGGCUGCGGAAGAACUGCUACAGGUGUAGAAGAAGUAUCUUCCAUGAAGAUUAGGUCAAGUGGCUUCAAGUAAGUCCCUUGGUAAAAGAAAACGGUAUCUGCACUGCUUAGUCACCUGGAAGCUCAUGUAGGUUUAUGCUCAGCAGGACUUGACAAGACACGCUGCAAGAUGUUUGUAUUUCCUGUAGGAUGUAUUUUGAUGGAGGGGAGAUUUCACCUGCAUAAUUCAGUCAACUAGAAUUGCAUUUGGCUUCUCCUCAACAUGACCUGUGUGCAAAAGAAAGAGCAGAAUGAAAAGAACCAGCUUCAUACACGAAUGAAUGGUUUGUACACACCAGUGAAUUGAAAUCAAUUCCUUGAAACCAAAAAUUAUAAAGUCUGAAUUUUUCAUACUUCUUGCAAUUUUUUCUGAGAUAUUCUUUUUAAUGAU
Lytechinus variegatus (green sea urchin) is the source of this 1511-nucleotide messenger RNA. RefSeq names its product U6 snRNA phosphodiesterase-like. Gene Ontology annotation, molecular function: 3'-5'-RNA exonuclease activity. NCBI's taxonomy places the organism in Eukaryota, Metazoa, Echinodermata, Echinoidea, Temnopleuroida, Toxopneustidae. Gene Ontology annotation, cellular component: nucleus. The coding region runs from base 54 to 866 and encodes 270 amino acids. The record is from RefSeq and is a predicted model, not a curated record. Gene Ontology annotation, biological process: U6 snRNA 3'-end processing. The transcript is spliced from 6 exons.